Mytilinidion resinicola is the source of this 1089-nucleotide messenger RNA. RefSeq names its product DNA repair exonuclease rad1. The transcript has 2 exons. Gene Ontology annotation, biological process: DNA repair; DNA damage checkpoint signaling. Lineage: Eukaryota; Fungi; Ascomycota; Dothideomycetes; Mytilinidiales; Mytilinidiaceae. Gene Ontology annotation, cellular component: checkpoint clamp complex. The coding region runs from base 1 to 1089 and encodes 362 amino acids. The record is from RefSeq and is a predicted model, not a curated record.
AUGUCGGACCUUGGCGUGGAAGAAGGGCCAAUCUUCAGUGCGAUAUCAGCUUCAGCCAGACAACUUUUUCUGCUCCUUCGAUGCAUCGGCUUUGCGGACAAGGCCCAGGUUCAAAUCUCGGAGGAGGGGCUUAGGUUCAGCGUAGAAGAGUCGAGCGUCAUGGAGGGGCUCUGCUUUCUAGAAAAAUCCCUUUUCACCAGCUACGUGUACAACAGUACCUCCGCUCGCCCAUCCACACCUAUUUCCCAAGAUUCUGACGCCACCGGAGUUGAUCAACCAAUCUUUCAGAUAUCUCUCCCUUCUCUCCUCGAAACUCUCCAGAUUUUUGGUCUCACCGACCCCAACACAAACCGACCACCAUGGGCCCGCGAUAAUCAUGCUGCGCCCUCUACAGCAUUCUCGUCCAAUGUCCUGGGCAUGAACCACGUCUGUCGCUUGGGAUACGACGCUUCUGGGUCCCCUCUUUCCGUGAUCCUCGAGGAGUCCUCCAUAAAAACCACAUGCGAGCUCACGACCUACGAGCCUGCCUUCGCAACUGACAUUCCAUUCUCCCGCAAAGAUCUCGCCUUGAAAAUCAUCAUGCGCGCCAGCUGGCUGCAUGACGCAAUCACAGAGCUAGCUUCUACUUCACCUACUCGUCUUACGCUCGUGGCUCGUAUGCAGGACGGAAAGCCAUAUUUUGCACUCAGUGCUAGUGGAUCGCUAGGAUCGGCGAGAGUUGAGUUUAACAAUGCCAAAGCCACUACAUUUGCACUAACCGCGACGAACACUGUUCAGCCUGAUACGUCGCCCUCGUUACUAUUGGAAACAUUCCAGCUUGCCGACCCCACCGCUAAAGUAGUAAACUCUUACAAGUUUGACAUGAUUCAAAAGGCCGCCAGAGCUAUGGCUGUGGCCACGAAGGUGAGUGUGAGGGGCGAUGCACAGGGUGUUUUGAGUCUGCAAUUCAUGAUCGAAGUUGAGGCGGGCAAAGUCAGCUUCGUGGAUUUCAGAUUCGUGCCCUUCGUAUUUGAGGAAGGAGACGAGGGUGAUGAGGUCGACAAUGCUGUGGUGGAUGAUGAGGUAGAUCCUUCUGAGGAUGAUUUGUGA